AUGGACAAUAACAGUGUGGAAAAGCUCAAAACCAUUCGUGAAGGUAGCGCAGAGAUCUUAACUGCCGAACACGUGUUCUACAAUCCAGUGCAGGAGUUCAAUAGAGACUUGAGUAUUUGUGUGCUAUCUACUUUUUCCCAAUUAUACCAUCGGGAGAAAAAAGCGACUGUUCAGAAAAGCUGGAAAGGUGAUCCACCUGUUGAAGAAGUCGAACUUGUAGCCGGACAAAAAUGCGAGAAAGGACUGCGCAUUCUAGAAGCUCUAUCAGCCACAGGACUUCGAAGCAUCCGAUACGCAAAUGAAGUUCCCGGAGUAAAGGAGAUCAUAGCAAAUGAUCUGUCUAAGUCGGCUGUAGAAUCUAUACAGCAAAAUGUAAAACUCAAUAAGCUAGAACACAUUAUAAUUCCUAGUUUCAACGAUGCAAUGACUUUGAUGUACACAUCAACACAUCCAGAUAAACAAUUUACGGUUAUUGAUCUGGAUCCGUACGGUCACCCAACCCGAUUUUUGGAUGGAGCAGUGCAGUCUGUUGCAAAUGGCGGUAUGCUGUUGAUAACGGCAACAGAUAUGGCUGUCUUGGCCGGUAAUUCUCCAGAAGCAUGCUACGUAAAAUACGGCUCAGUACCACUCAAGACAAAAGCUUGUCAUGAAAUGGCUCUACGUAUACUCUUAAGAUGCAUUGAGUCCACGGCUACACGCUAUGGUCGCUACUUGGUGCCUCUGUUAAGCAUUUCCGCUGAUUUUUAUAUUCGAGUGUUCGUCAGAAUUUUUACCAGCCAAUAUGAGUGCAAGAAAAGCAGCAGCAAACAAUCAAUGGUGUUUCAGUGCACCGGAUGUGAAUCUUUCACUCUUCAACCAUUAGGCAUUCUAAAGCCCAAUCCGUCCGAGCAAAAUCCUAAUCAAAUUAAAUUUGCAACCCCCACUGGUCCAUUUGUGUCUAGUCGGUGCACUCACUGCAACCAUCAACAUCACAUGGGAGGCCCAAUUUGGUCCGGACCAUUGUACGACGUAGACUUUCUUGGCCAGUUGCUAAAAACAGUCGAAAUGAAUUCAUUCAAAAAGCUGACUACCAUCCGUAGAAUUUACGGUACACUAUCCGUAAUACGAGAAGAGCUUCAUGAUGUUCCACUUUACUACACGUUGGAUCGUCUGUGUGGUACUCUUAAAUUGGAAGUGGUUUCUAUGAUGAAGUUCCGUUCUGCUUUAUUAUAUGCCGGGUAUCGAGUGUCCUACUCGCAUGCCUGCAAAACUUCCAUCAAAACCAAUGCACCAGUUUCAGUCAUUUGGGACAUUUUGCGCUGUUGGGCUCGUACACAUCCAGUAAAAAAAGAACGCCUUAUAGAGGGCACACCCCUUAAUGCUAUCUUGGCGAAAGAAUCCACUAUUGAAUACAAUUUAAAUGAACUGCAUCCUGAUGCAAAUCCACCGAGUCGAAAGGAAUCACUGAGCCGAUUUCCGGAGAAUCCAGCAGCUCACUGGGGUCCUGGAACGCGUGCUACACUGAUGGUCAGUGACAACAAAAUGUUUAAAAGUGUUCAAAAUCAGAACAAGCGACGAAAGGGUCGGGGCAGUGAGAAGAAACGAGACUUAUCGGAAUCUACAGAAGGAUUGAAAUCACCUGACAGAAAACAGUCGAAAACUGAUGAGGCAAACGAAACAGUAAAUUAGUGGAAUUUCUGCGGCAUGUGCGCACAAAGCGACAAAAAAUCGAUCAAACAUGCACUGACUUCUGGUCACGCCAUUUUUCUGUCUAGUUGCGAAGUUUGCAGAUGUUUUGUUAUUGCUAAACUGACGAAAAAAAAUCCUCUGUAAUAGU
Molecule: messenger RNA, 1816 nt
Organism: Wyeomyia smithii (pitcher-plant mosquito)
Lineage: Eukaryota; Metazoa; Arthropoda; Insecta; Diptera; Culicidae
Gene: Trm1
Product: tRNA (guanine(26)-N(2))-dimethyltransferase
Exons: 4
Coding region: 1-1668 (555 amino acids)
Biological process (GO): tRNA N2-guanine methylation
Cellular component (GO): nucleus
Molecular function (GO): RNA binding
Source: RefSeq, a predicted model, not a curated record